AUGGCUUCGGUGGGAAUUGACGAUACACUUCCAGAAUGUGCUAGUGACGCCGUCGGUGGAAGAGUCCAGAGAAAGUGUGAACCUUGUCGUCGUCGGGACAGGUCAGAGGUGGCUUCGUUGUUCUGUAAUACAUGCAAGGUAUAUCUAUGCGAGGACUGCUGUGUUGGGCACAAGGUGCACAUGACUAACGUAGAUGAACAUCAUAUCGUGGCUGCACAUGAAGACUGUGUCAAGCCCGAUGUCGAUAUGAAGGGACUGGAUCAGUGUUGCGAACAUAAACGAGUGUUUAUGUUUCACUGUGAAGACCACGAAGAUUUGUGUUGUGAAAUGUGUGCCUUUUCUCGUCAUCGUAGAUGCGAUAAUAUCCACGAAAUAGCAAAGGUCGCUAAGAAUUUGAAAGAUGAUGAAAGGGAUAAGAUACGUGCAUCCAUUGUUACUGCCUCAGAUGUUAUAAAGAAAUGCAAGGAGGAUCAAUUGAACAACGUUUCGCGAAUUGAAGAAAUCGUAAAAGAAAUUGAUACUUACAAGGAAGACUUAUUAACAAAAAUUGAGAAAGCCAAGGCGCGAAUUGUCAGCGAAAUGACGAACCAUAACUCACAGGAAAACGGACGUCUAAAUACUAGGAGAACUGCGGCUGAAAACCUGAAGAAAGAACUUAACACGCAUUUGGCAAUGUCUGAUAGCGUUCGCGAGAUUGGCACAGAAACGGAAAUAUUCAUUCUAAACCACAUUCUUAAAAGGAUGCAAGACAAGGCAGCACAAACACUGAACACUUUAUUAAAGAAUGAUUACACCGUCAAAGUUGGACUACAAAUCAACGAAAACAUUUUAAAAAUAAAAACAACUGAUGUCGCAUUAUUCUCAUUAGAUAAAACAGGAGAGCCAAAAAAACAAUUAAAUGGAGACGAUGUAAUCAAAACAGCAAAAAGUUCAACUGAGAAACAUACAAAGCAACAAAGGCAGGUGAGUCUGGAACUGUUGGAAAUCAUGGAGCUCGUGAAGACCGGGGACGACAAGAAGGAGCCAUUUGUUACUGGGCUGGAUUUUUUGCUGGACGGGAGGAUCGUCGCCGUGGAUAGCUUUAACUGUAAAUGUUUUAUAUUGAGUGAAACUUUGAAAAGGUUCGACACAUUUUAUAAACUUAAGACAAAUCCUUAUGACGUAUCAGCCUACUCUUAUAACAAUAUUGCAGUAACCUUCAAUAACCGAAAAAUCUGUCUGCUUACUGUGAACAGUAAUAACACGAUCACGCUGAUGAAGACGCUGAACACGUCCACCAACUGCUUCUCCAUCUAUCCCGUGAACGACCGCACGUUCGUAGUGAGCACUAUUGACGACCAACGGCCUGCCAGGAUGAUUGACGUGGACGGCAAGAAGAGCGACUUUGACAACGUGAAGUUUAACAGAAAAACAUAUAAGCUUGAUGAAAGUAAAUGUACAUACCUACCAUCCCAGGAUAGUCUUGUUCUUACUGAUAGUCAAGCUCACAUAGUUUACAAGUACAAUACCUUGACCGGUAAGAGAAGCGAGUUGAUUGAUGAGCGGAUACAGGUACCAAGAGGCGCUAGUGUUGGUCCCGAUGACUCCGUGUUUGUCUGCUGUGCAAACACGAACUCUGUCAUCCAGAUAUCGCCGGACGGGGACAUAUUGGCGUCAUGUGACGUCGACAUGAUGUAUCCGUACGCCGUUGCCGUCUCCAGGGAUGGCUCGAGAAUGGCCGUGACCAACAGUGCAGGUGAUGCGAGACAACUGAAAACACUGAAACUGUUUAAAAUAGUACAAUAA
Molecule: messenger RNA, 1785 nt
Organism: Mya arenaria
Lineage: Eukaryota; Metazoa; Mollusca; Bivalvia; Myida; Myidae
Exons: 1
Coding region: 1-1785 (594 amino acids)
Molecular function (GO): protein binding; zinc ion binding
Source: RefSeq, a predicted model, not a curated record